This is a messenger RNA of Lynx canadensis (Canada lynx), 414 nucleotides long. RefSeq names its product chromosome D1 C11orf86 homolog (gene CD1H11orf86). The coding region runs from base 1 to 414 and encodes 137 amino acids. The record is from RefSeq and is a predicted model, not a curated record. NCBI's taxonomy places the organism in Eukaryota, Metazoa, Chordata, Mammalia, Carnivora, Felidae. The transcript is spliced from 2 exons.
AUGGGGAUAGGGCCACGCAGUCAGUCCUUGCGAGGACCACGACCCUCCUAUGGCAAGCUCCAGGAGCCCUGGGGGAAGCCUUUAGAGAGCCGGCUGCGCCGGGCGCUGAGCCUCAGACAGGGCCAGGAGAAGUCCAGGCCCUCAAACGGAGGCCCAGAAAGGCUGGACACGCCCGGUCAGGAGUGGCUGCCAGGGUGCCUGGAGGAUACGGAGCAGCUGAUUCAAGCCCAGCAAGGAGAGCGCCGGCGGCGGUGGCUGAAGCAGUAUCAGCAGCAGGUAAAGAGAAGGUGGGAGAGCUUUGUCUCCGGCUUCCCUGGUGUGACCUUGAGCCGGCCCAGCCUCCCCAGAGCCCCCUCUGAGCACCACCAGCUAAGGAUGCUGGAAGCGGCGUCGGCCCCUGCUGCGUCUGGAUGA